AUGUCUUUCUCUGACGCUGCACGUUCAAUCUUCAAACGUUGCGUACUAUGUCCUACUACAAGCCUCUCUUGCCCGCCAUGUGCGAAGAACGAAGCCUGUACCAUGAUCGCGCAGACUUGCGACCGUUGCGCGGCGAUGACCUGCACCCCUGUCGAUAACGGCAGCUCAGACUCUGGUUCCAGCGGUUCGGGGGGCGGAAGCAAUGCAGGCGCCAUUGCCGGUGGAGUUAUUGGAGGUAUUGCAGUCAUUGCCAUUGGCGUGUUUCUUUUCUGGUGGUUCGUCAUCCGCAAGAAGCGCAAGGAAGAGGAGGCUUUCGAAAAGAACUUCGCAACCGCAGACAACCGGCAACCAAUGCAGGCGCGAAGAUCGGUGGCCUCAAUUGCCUCGACAGUCUUCACGCGCGCAUCAAACGUCAUUCAGAUUGCAUAUAUUCCUGGCGUCACCAACCGGUCGCCUCCAGACACGCCGGGGACAUUGGUGCCACCGGUUCCGCCGCUGCCAGGCGCUUCUGCGGAUCAGCACUUCUUCAUGCCCAGUGAUCUACGUGACUCAUCCUGGUCAGGCAUGUCUGAGAACGAGCGUCGUAGUCUCGCGCCCAGCCUGGCACGCAGUAGUGUUGCUACUACCAUCUAUCGCAGCAAUGCUAUCGUCAGCCCCGUUCCUGCUCAACAGAUCGUCCGAACUAAGGCUGCCAUGGUCAGCGUCAAGUCCGCAGGCAGCAUACCCUCUCAAACGCCACCGCGGAGUCCACAGCCUGGCAUGGAUGCCCCUGAAGUUCCUGCGAUAACUACAGCGCAAUUGGCCAAGGCUGGAGUCGUUGAAACUUCGAGUAGUCCGAUCGUGGCGCGUACGGUUACUGCCAAACCGGUCAAUGUCCGAAAGGUUUCGCCCCUGAAGGACAGCGCCUCGUCAAAUUCUCCUCAGUCUAGUGCUAAGGGACAACCCGAGUCCUCCGCUAAUCAGCCCAGUGAAGGAGGCACUUCAACAUUCGACGAUGAGUCUUCGGACGAGGAGGAUUCCGCUGGGCCGACGCGCAAGAGUGUCCGACAAUCUGUCGCUGACACUUCCCCUGACAGUCCUUUCGCGGAUACGCACGCGACGUCAGGAUCUGGCCCCGCUAUCAACACAGCGGUUUCGACGUCUCGAAAUAGUCUGGAUGGGAAAGGCACUCACCGUCAGAGGAGCAGUGUCGGAUCGACUCGCCUCCUAGAGGAAGCUUUGACGAACGCAGCCAGAGAUUCCAAGUCAGAGCGAGGGAGCUCACACUCUCGGUCAUCGUCACUAAGAAACACGAGCCCUUUCGCUGAUUCAAACGAAGUGAAGUCUUCGUAG
Paecilomyces variotii is the source of this 1332-nucleotide messenger RNA. RefSeq lists its product as hypothetical. The record is from RefSeq and is a predicted model, not a curated record. Lineage: Eukaryota; Fungi; Ascomycota; Eurotiomycetes; Eurotiales; Thermoascaceae. The transcript is spliced from 2 exons. Bases 1 to 1332 code for a protein of 443 amino acids.